Molecule: messenger RNA, 5612 nt
Organism: Silurus meridionalis
Lineage: Eukaryota; Metazoa; Chordata; Actinopteri; Siluriformes; Siluridae
Gene: itga5
Product: integrin, alpha 5 (fibronectin receptor, alpha polypeptide)
Exons: 30
Coding region: 262-3399 (1045 amino acids)
Biological process (GO): cell-cell adhesion; cell adhesion mediated by integrin; cell-matrix adhesion
Cellular component (GO): external side of plasma membrane; integrin complex
Molecular function (GO): integrin binding
Source: RefSeq, a predicted model, not a curated record
CCCAAUAUCACCACAAUUAACAGAGAAAGGGAACGAAGGAAGGAGUCAGUAAGAUCGGGAGAGAACUGCAGUGGAAUAAAGUAGUGAAAGACAAGAAAGCACGUUUCAACAUUAAGGAUUGCUUCAAAGAACGUGCGUAAAGAAUGAGGUUUGCAUAGAUUCUGGCAGUUUUGCUGAGGAGGACGCCAUUUGACUCGUCACCUUUGUUGAAAAGAAACGGGCGAGUUUAAUUCAAUAGGUGGACUGACACCUCCGAGUAUCAUGGGUUCGAAAAGGCAACGUUCCUCUAAGGUGGCAACUUUAUUCCACAUGAGCUGUUUACUUUUCAGCACAUGCCUUUUUCCAUGGACAAUCGCGUUCAACUUAGAUGUAGAAAACCCGUCCAUAUACACAGGACCCGCAGGCAGUUAUUUUGGUUAUUCUGUGGACUUUUAUAGGACACAGUCAACACGAGAUGCAAGUAUAAUAAUUGGAGCACCAAAAGCCAACACCAGCCAGCCAGACAUCAAAGAAGGAGGCUCAGUGUUCUACUGUCCAUGGACUCAUAACCAGUCUGACUGUCACAGCAUAGAGUUUGACCGACAAGGAGAUCUUAAUGUGAAGAUCAAUAAUGUUGAAACUAAAGCGGAGUUCAAAUCCCACCAGUGGUUUGGAGCAACUGUACGUGCACAUGAAGACUCUGUCUUGGCUUGUGCCCCUCUUUACUCCUGGAGAACCAAACAGGACAUCCCCGAGUCCGAUGUCACCGGCUCCUGCUACCUAUCGAUUAAUAACUUCACCAAAUUUGUGGAGUAUGCUCCCUGCCGCACAGAAUUCCAUGGAAUGAAAGGACAAGGAUAUUGUCAAGGUGGAUUCAGUGCUGAUUUCACCAAGGAUGGGAAGGUAGUGAUUGGAGGACCAGGCAGCUAUUUUUGGCAAGGGCAGCUUAUCUCUGCUGUGAAAGAGGAAAUCAUCAAGGCCUACUAUCCAGGGUAUUUCCUCACAUCAGUGGCAGGCCAGAUUCAGACCAAGCAGAAAAAAGAGAUAAACUUUGAUGACAGCUACAUGGGUUACUCUGUUGCAGUAGGAGAAUUUAACGGAGAUGAUGAUGAAGACUUUGUGACAGGAGUCCCCAGAGGUGUGCUUUUGCAUGGCCAGGUGUCCAUUCUUAAUGGCUCUUUGGAGACCAUGAAAACCUUUAUUGGUGAACAGAUGGGCUCCUACUUCGGCUAUGCCGUGGCAGCUACAGACAUAAACAAUGAUGGACUUACAGACUUGUUGGUUGGUGCUCCCAUGUUCAUGGUGCGUGACUCAGAUGGGAGGUUGGAGGAAUUAGGGAGAGUGUAUGUGUAUCUACAAACGGGUCCAUUGGAGCUUGCACCUCACUUACCUCACCUUACUGGCAACCAAAUUUUCAGUCGGUUUGGCAGCUCUAUUACAGCUCUGGGAGAUCUCAACCAGGAUGGCUUUAAUGACAUUGCAAUCAGUAGUCCAUUUGGUGGGAAAGAUGAACAGGGAUUGGUAUUCAUCUAUAACGGUUAUGCAAAGGGACUCAAGGAGAAGCCCUCUCAGGUGAUUUCUGGCCAGUGGUCAUCAGCUGCCUUUCCUGCCAGUUUUGGCUAUACCAUGAAAGGAGGAAAAGAUUUGGAUCACAAUGGCUACCCAGACCUUAUUGUUGGAGCUUUUGGAGCUGACAAAGCAGUUCUUUACAGAUCCCGCCCGAUUGUUAAUACAAGUGCCACCUUAGUUGUGUACCCAACAAUGAUUAAUCCUGAGGAGAAGACCUGCGCCAUAAACAGUGGAAACCGAACCAUACAUGUUUCUUGUGUCAACUUGAGCUUCUGCCUUUCAGCCAAUGGAAAGCACCUUCCAGAAGAUCUAGUGUUUAAUGUAGAGGUUCAGCUGGACCAGAUGAAACAAAAGGGAGCUGUUCGUAGGGCUUUGUUUUUGAACUCUCAUCAGGCCAGUUUGCAGAUGAAGCUAACAGUUCCCACUGACUCCAAGGUCUGCCAUGAGACCAAAAUCUACCUGAGGGAUGAAAAAGAGUUUCGGGAUAAGCUCUCCUCCAUCUUUAUCACCCUCAACUUCAGUCUGGAUGCACAGGCUCCUGCUGACCGACACGGCCUCUGGCCAAUCAUCAACUACCAGACCACUGAGCUAAUUGAACAGAAGGCCCAAAUAUUAUUGGACUGUGGAGAAGACAACAUUUGUGUCCCUGACCUGAAGCUUUCUGUAAAUGGUGACAGGAAAGUUGUGUACAUGGGGGAUGACAAUGCACUAACCCUGACUUUCAAUGCUCGGAAUGAUGGAGGUGGAGCUUAUGAAGCCGAACUCUAUGUUGUACUUCCUUCGGAGGCGGACUACAGUGGAAUUGCCCGCAAUAAUGAGAGUCUGACUCAGCUGACAUGCAGCUAUGAGACAGAGAACCAGACGCGCUAUCUCAUUUGUGACCUGGGAAAUCCCAUGAAGUCUGGGGCUAAUCUGUGGGCAGGUCUACGUUUCACCGUGCCUCGGCUACAAAAUUCACAGAAGACAGUACAGUUUGACCUGCAAAUUCGCAGUAAAAAUGAGAAUAACUCUCAGAGUCAGGUUGUCCCCUACAGACUGGAGGUGGUGGUCAAGGCUGAUGUCAUUUUACAAGGUGUGUCCCUUCCAGAUAAGGUCUUCUUUCCACCUCCAAAAUGGAAGGUGACAAAGAAUGUAGCAAUGGAGCAAGAUAUCGGGCCUGCUGUGGAGCACAUAUAUGAGUUGGUAAAUAAUGGUCCAAGCCGCAUUAGUCACACACAUCUUCAACUGAAAUGUCCCAUGAAGCUGCAUGUCCAGAGGUUUAUGUACCCUUUGGAGAUUAUCCCUGUGGGGCCUAUAAACUGCACAACAUACAAUGUUGUGAACCCGAUGAACAUAAAGCUGCAGCAGUCCACAGAACAGCCACCUUUAUUAACCCACCAACUUGAGAAGCGUGAAACACACAGGGGAGAGCUGGCUGAGCUGACAAACCUGUCCUGUUCCAGUGUUGAGUGCUGGACCCUGCAGUGUAAUGUGGGUGUAUUGGAGAAAGGUACCAGUGCCAUACUCAGAGUGCGUUCACGGGUCUGGGGUGAGACUUUUAUUAUGAAAAAGUAUAAGAAUUUUAUUCUGGAGUGUGUCGCCAGUUAUGUGGUGGAAAAGAUGCCCUAUUCUAUAUUGCCAAAGGAAGUUCCAAGUGGCUCUAGAGUGGUGACCACAUCUGUGGUAUGGAAUAAACCAGACAGUCAGUAUGGUGUGCCUUUGUGGAUCAUCAUUCUGGCAAUACUGGCUGGUCUUUUGUUGCUGGCUCUGCUUAUCUAUGUUCUGUAUAAACUUGGUUUCUUUAAGAGAACUCCCUAUGGCACUGCCAUGGAAAAAGCACAGCUGAAACCCCAGGCAGCAUCUGAAGCUUAAAGCAGACCUGGGACUGUUCAGUAAGGAUGAGAGACCACUGGAUAUCCAUUGCACUGCAAUGCACUGGACAGAAAGACCCAAAUGACUUAAAGCCAAAUGAAUGUUUUAUUAUUUUUUUUUAUGUUCUUUUUGUUGCCUUGUUUUGCUGUGGGUUUGGAUUGCAUUCAUCAGUAUUAGCCUCACACUCACUUGCAAUUUUUAAAGCCUGGUUUUAUGGACUGAAAUCUCAUUGUGAAAGACAACUUUUUGUUUCCCUGCACUCGUCUAUGCAGUUUUCACUGUUUUUUUUUUUUUUUUUUUUUUUUUUUACAUAUUUUGGUGCUAGAAAUGGUGUGCUCACAUUUUUCUCACUACAUUUUGAAAAUAUCAACAGAAACUUCAAGAUCCUCUGUCUUAAAAUAUCAGUUUUAGAACUAUACUACUACUUUUACACACAACCAGGGAUUGUACACAUUUUCUUUUUCCAGAGAAAUAAGAAAAGACUAGCACAGUCUUUGUCACUAAAACUUUACUUUCUGCUGUGUUGCUUUAUUGUUCAGUUUGAAAACAAUCAUCUGUCUGUCAUCUUAGAAGGUAGGUUUGAAAAAUACUAAUGGGUUUCAGAGGAAAGUUUUUUUUUUCCUCUUUCAUCCAAAUCUACAAACUUGGCUUGGUAUCUGUCUCAGGUGAACAAGAACAGCAGUGCUUAGAUCAGGUGUGUCACAAUCAGAUCCGUUGAGGAUUAUAUUCCAAAUGAAACUGUUCCCUCCUGCUGACCUAAUUAACAAGAGUGUUGCCUUAUAAAGUCAUCUGGGACAUGACUGGAUGUACAUCAAGCCUGUGAAACCUCAAAAAAUGCCUUGAAGCAGAGCUGUGCUUUGCCAAUAUAUAGGACAGACUUGUGCCCAAUGGCACACAUAGCAGGAAGUAGCAGUCAGUCAGUGUAGGGCUCACUGUGUCCAGAGAGUCCUUUCUAUCUGUGCAAAGUACAGAAAACUCACUGAAUACCGUUGGAAUGGGGUUGUCUCAAAGUGUGUAAUAGUCAGUGCAGCUGUCAAAUGAUUAGAUUAAUCAAUGUUAAAAGUAUAGAUGUUAAGGGAUAUGGUGAGUAAGCAAAAGACAAUUCCAGCCCAAGGCAGCAGUCUUAGCCAGGGACAGAAUGUGGAAGACACACCUUUUUUGUUUGUUGUAAGUACGUGGAUGUGUGUAUUCAUGUGUCUGGCUUUAUUAAUAUAAGAGGGAGGGGUUUUCCUAGUUGCCCAGUCUUUCGUUGUAUUUCUAUUUAGGCCAUUCUGCGAUUUUAAUAGCAUUAAAAUCAUUUUUUAAAAGCAUUUUUUAAUGCAGAGCCAGUUGGCAAAGUGGUCACUUCUGGACAGAGAUGCUGCAGUUGACUGCAUUAGACACUUAUUAUACACAAGAAGGAAAGAGAAUGGGCAUAGGAAAGUUUUAGGAAAGGAUCUGUAUGUAAAGUGCAAUACUGUUUUCUCCUUUUCAUCUUAUUGUGUUUUUUUUGCCAUUUGUUACUACACCAGUGUUUUCAUACAGACAGCAUCCUGUUGAGUUGAAGUAAUUAUGCAGGAGACUUAAUGACAAAUAUUUUUUAAAUAAUUAAAUAUAUGAAAACAUCCCCUUUUUUUUGUUUUUUAAAAAUUUACAAAAUAGAUUUUAGUUUGAAAUGUCAAGGCUUUGUUUGAUAAUAACCUCAACCACUUACUAUUAGCAUCACAAAAUCAUCAUUUAACAGUUAGUGCUAUUGAGUAGAGAAAAAUGGAAAAUGCUGUGAUCUUUUAUAUUACCGUGACUGCAAAAAAUAAGGGUUUUUAAAUACACAUUUUACACGUUUAGAAAUGUAACAAGCCUUGUUGCAAAUUGCUACUCAAAAAAUAGGGUCAUUUGCUUGUUCUCAAUAUUUUUGCUGUUUCAGAAAUUUAUUUAUACCGAAAUGUAGAUUUUUUUUUUUUUCUUUUUAACUUUUCCUUAUUUAAUUUUUGAUUUCUGCAGAACGAAGCACUGGUAAUAUUUUGUCCCAUCCCAACCUUUUGUCCUACUCACAUCAGUUCUUUUAGUUUUAUUAAGGUGUAAAUAUGAUUCGGCAAGGAGAUUUUUAAACUAAACUCUUAUCUGACAUAAAAUUACGUCACCCCAUAUUGGGGAUAAUUGGAGGGAUGUUAAAGUAAUUAAUUAUUUGUAUGGUAUUUUACAUUUUGCAUUUCAAAUAAAUCUUUCCAUUUUUA